Molecule: messenger RNA, 9480 nt
Organism: Closterium sp. NIES-65
Lineage: Eukaryota; Viridiplantae; Streptophyta; Zygnematophyceae; Desmidiales; Closteriaceae
Source: the annotation of a GenBank genome assembly
AUGGACUUUCAAGCUUCAACCUCUGCUGUGCUGUGUUCUGUGGGUAUACUGCUGCUGAUGCAGAUGAAGGGAGGAGAGGACAGCGAGGAGGGGGAGCAGGACGAGGAGGAAGAGGAAUACGAGGAAAAAGAGGAGGAGGAGGACGAGGAGCAGGGGGAAGAGGAGGAGGAGGAGGAGGAGGAGGAGGAGGAGGAGGAGGAGGAGGAGGAGGAGGAGGAGGAGGAGGAGGAGGAGGAGGAGGAGGAGGAGGAGGAGGAGGAGGAGGAGGAGGAGGAGGAGGAGGAGGAGGAGGAGGAGGAGGAGAAGGAGAUGGAGGACGAGGAGGAUUCAGAGGAAGGAAAGGGAGACGGGCCAGAUGAGUCACAUGAGUUGAUGGGGAACGGGGUGAAGGAGGAGCAUGAGCAACAGCAUGGGAGGAAGAGGAAACACCCAGCCGGUGAGAGUGUAGGAGAGGAAGGAGGAGAGGAAGGAGGAAAGGGAAGUGAUGGAAAACGUGAUGGGGUUUUGGUGGAGAACCUGGAAGGGAGGAGCAUGGAAGGGAGGAGCAACGAUGCAGAGAGAGGGAGGAAACAUGAAGAUUCCAUGAAAGAGCAAAAGGUGAAGGAGGAGGAAGCAGGGGUGGGGAGGGAGGGGGGGAUGGAAGCGGAUGUGGGGAAGGGAGUGGGUGUGGGGUUGGGAGUUGAGGCUGUGAGUGGUGUUGAGGGGAAGGAGGAAGUGGGGAGAAAGCAGGAAGGAGUUGCAGUGAAAGCAGAGGGACGAGGAGACGUGGUUAUGGUGCGAGGGGAUGGGGGUGGGGGUGGGGAAGCAGGGGAGGAGAGUCGCAAGAGAAGAAAGGUGAGCUUUGCAGUGGGGUUGGAGGAAAAAGAAGGGGGGAGUGUGCUGGCGGAAGGAUUGGGAAAGGCAGAGCAGGUGGGGGGAAGGAGUGGGGGGACCGAAGGUGUUGGGGAGAUGGGGGGGAGUGUUGCAGCAGAGGCGGAAGGGGAGGAGGAAGAGGAGAAGGAGGAGGAGGGUGGGCGUCAAGUGCAUGGCGUGGGAAAGGGGAAGGAAGCAGAGGAGGAAAAAGGGGAGGAGGGAGAGGGCGAGGAAGGGGAGGAGGAGGAUGAAGAGGAAGCGGAUGCUGGAGAGGAGGAGGACCGCAGGCGCAAGGGAAAGGGGAAGGGGAAAGCGAGUGAGGAGGAGCAGUGGAGGGACGCAGCAGCCGCUGCAAGCGCAGCACAGCCCACCGGCCACACCAUGUCCACAACUAAAGUCAAAACCAAAGUGCCAUUCCUGCUCAAGCUCCCGCUCCGCGAAUACCAACACAUCGGCCUCGACUGGCUGGUAACGCUCUACGAGAAGAAACUCAACGGGAUUCUCGCGGACGAAAUGGGGCUGGGAAAGACGAUCAUGGCGAUUGCACUCCUGGCGUACCUGGCGUGUGAAAAAGGCCAGUGGGGGCCGCACCUGGUCGUGGUGCCGACGUCGGUGAUGCUCAACUGGCAGAUGGAGCUCAUGAGAUGGUGCCCUGCGUUCAAGGUGCUCACGUACUUCGGGUCCGCGAAGGAGCGCAAGGCGAAGCGGCAGGGGUGGAGCAAGCCCAACUCGUUCCAUGUCUGCAUCACCACGUACCGGCUCGUUGUGCAAGACGCGAAGGCCUUCCGGCGGAAGAAAUGGCGGUACCUCAUUCUCGACGAGGCGCAUCUUAUCAAGAACUGGCGCUCGCAGCGCUGGCAGACUCUGCUGAACUUUAAUGCCAAGAGGCGGAUUCUGAUUACUGGCACGCCGCUGCAGAAUGAUCUGAUGGAGCUGUGGGCGCUCAUGCAUUUCCUUAUGCCGCACGUGUUCCAGUCGCAUGCCGAGUUCAAGGACUGGUUUUGUAAUCCCAUUUCCGGGAUUGUGGAGGGAGGGGGGGCGGGCGGAGCAGCAGGAGGGGCAGCUCAGGGGGCGGCCACAGGGGAGGCAGGAGGUACGGCGGCUGCUGCUGCUGCUGGUGGCGGUGCUGUGGUUGUGGCAUCAGCAGGAGCAGCAGCCGGAGCAGCAGGAGGAGCGGCGGCAGCAGGAGCAGCGGCAGACACAGGCAUGGCAGGGAACCCUGAGGUGAUCGACCGAUUACACAACGUGCUGCGGCCGUUCCUGCUGCGCCGCCUCAAAUGCGACGUGGAGCGCUCCCUCCCGCCGAAGUACGAGCACGUGGUCACGUGCCGGCUCUCCCGGCGCCAGCGGCAACUAUAUGAAGAGUUUAUGGCCCGGUCUGACACGCAGGCGACUCUCGCGAGCGGGAAUUUCCUAGGGUUGAUCAACGUGCUGAUGCAGCUGCGGAAGGUGUGUAACCACCCGGAUUUGUUCGAAGGCCGGCCGAUUAUUUCGUCGUUUGAUAUGAGCCCGCCGCUGGUGCUGCCGCUGCCGUCGCUGGUGGUCGGGGUGGGUGCAGGAGGGAGUGGAGUCGGGAGGGCGAUGCUUGGGGCUGCUGCGUUGGGGGCGAGAGGAGGCGGGGAGAGGUGGGGGGUGGUGGAUAGCUGGUGGGUGGGCGGGGAGGGGAUGGGAAGGAGGAGUGCGCUGGAUUGGACAGGGUGGGAUGGUGCAGAGGACGAGGAUGAGGAAGAGUUGGAUGGGGUGUUGGAAGAAGGGAGGGGCACGGAAGGGAGGAUUUUAGGUUCUGGAAAAUGGGGAAGAGGUGAGGGUAGGAGGUGGAGAGGUUGGGGGAGUUUGGGGUCCGGGCAGUGGAGGGGAGGAGGAGGAGCAGUGGGAUAUGAAGAGUUGAAGUGCUUGGGUUUGGUGCGGUCGGUGUGGGAUAGCAGUAUGGCGAUGUGGGAGGCGGAGGAGGUAGCGAGGCUUGCUGCUCCUCCUGUUCUUAUCGAGGAGAUUGGGAUGAGGAUGGUGAGAAGGGAGGAAGAGGAGGAGAUGGAGCAGGACGAGGAGGAUAUGACAACGCUGCUGGUAGCAGCUGCUGGUGAGGAGGAGGGCGAAGAGGGAGAGGAGGAGGAGGAGGAGGAGGAGGAGGAUGAUGAGGAGGAGGAAGGGGAGGUGCGAAGUGGGGACGAGGAAGAGGAGGAUGGAGGGGAUAGUGUAGCGAGUGACGACGAGAGGGAGAGUGGGGAUGAGAUGGAGAUUGAUGGAGGAAGGUGGCGGGAUGGCGGAGGGGAUGGUGGUAACGCAGGGAAGAACUGUAAGAAGAGAAGGAGCUUGGACGCUGGAGGACACAGGGAGGGCAAGGGCCGGAAAGGGCCAGGCAGCAACAGAAGCCGCCGAAAGGGCAGCAGCGGUGGGGGUAACGAGGACGGGGGGAGGGCGGGGAAAGGCAGAGGGAGGGUGCGAAAGCUGAUGGGGUUACUAGAAGAAGUACAAGCGCGGGUGCAGACAAGGAAGAGGCAGUGGCAGAAAGAAGCCCUUGCUCUCACCGCUGCUCUCAGCUUCGCCCGCUGCCGCCACCAACGCCCUGUCUUUGGCUCAGAUGCAAUCAGCCUGCUCUCGCUCCCGCACCCCACCCGCCACUCCCAUGCGCUGGCUGCUAACCCUAAUUCUGCUCUCUCCCAGCCGUCCUGUCUCACUCAAUACUCCUCCCUGCUCACCCGCCCUCUCGUUGCACUCGUCUCGCCUCUCGAACCUUCCGGGAGCGGUCAAGGUGAAGGGGGAACGCAGGACCUGUUGCAGCCACAACCGCCAGCAUCCACCCACCCCUCCCCUUCCACACCCUCCUCCUCCGAGUCACUCCUCUCCCCUUCAACCUCCCAACGCACACCGCCACUCAUCCUCUCCCCUCUCCAGCGAUGCGAGGAUCUAACCACCACAAUCUCCACUUUCGUAUUCGCCAUCCCGCCGGCCCGUGCCGUGCCCCCCUCCUUCACCUGCUCCCACACCCUCCCUUGGCUCGAAACCUCCCGAGCACAAACGGAACAAAAUCUCGACCGUUCCCUCCGCCCACUCCUCGCCCCACUCCGCACGGCCUUCAUCCGGCGACAACUCUUCUUCCCAGACCGUCGCCUCAUCCAAUUCGACUGCGGGAAGCUGCAGGAGCUCGCAGUUCUCCUGCGGAGGCUGAAGCUCGGAGGGCACCGCACCCUCAUCUUCACCCAGAUGACCCGCAUGCUGGAUGUCGUAGAGGCGUUUCUGGCUUUACACGGGCAUACGUACAUGAGACUGGAUGGGGCGACGGGGCCGGAGCAGCGGCAGAUUCUGAUGCAGAGGUUUAACACGGAUCCGAAGAUCUUUGCGUUCAUUCUGUCCACGCGGUCGGGCGGUGUGGGGAUCAACCUGGUGGGAGCUGACACGGUGAUCUUCUACGACAGUGACUGGAACCCGGCCAUGGACCAACAGGCUCAGGAUCGGUGUCACCGCAUAGGGCAGACGCGUGACGUGCACAUAUACCGGCUUAUAACGGAGAGCACUAUAGAGGAGAAUAUUUUGAAGAAGGCAAACCAGAAGCGGCUGUUGGACGAUCUGGUGAUCCAGAGCGGUAUGCCAAGCAGCAGGACCUGGUACGCGAUGCGGUUCUACGAGCUGUGGGACCCGGUGGUGGACAAGCAGGAGGUGGAGAGCGAGGAGGAGGAGGUGGAGGAGGAGGAGUGGGAGCUGGAGCAGCUGCAGCGGCUGAAGGAGGAGCAGGAGGCGGAGAUGGAUGACGAUGAGGAGCCUCUGCAGUACUCUGGUGGGUUGGAUUGCAAGAGUGUGGGGGUGGGAAGGUUGGUGUUGCAAGGGCUGUUGGUGGGAAGAAAGGGGUUGAUUGAAGGGUUGUGGGGAAGGGCUGGGGUAGAAGGGUGCUGCACACGCACACUGCUGGAUGAAGGUGUGGACUGGGCUGCUAGAUUUGGGCUGGGGUGGAAGUGCUUUUGGAUUAUACUUCCCUCCCCUGUUCGUCCGUUUUCUUCUCCUCUCUGCCUGCCGUCUCCUGCUCCCCCCCCCUACUCUCCUCCUCCUCCCUCCCCCUACUCUCCUCCUCCCUCCCCCUACUCUCCUCCUCCCUCCCCCUACUCUCCUCCUCCCUCCCCCUACUCUCCUCCUCCCUCCUGGCCUCACCCUGACCACCAGUUUGGGACGUUGAAAAUGCAGAUGAAGCAUAUCGGCAGCAAGUGGAAGCUCUGUCACACCAGCAGAACCCCUUCCUUUUUCCUCUCUCCUCACAAUCUCUCUCCUCCUCUCCCCUCCUCACCAUCCGUCUCUCCGAUCUACCCCCUGAAUCACUCGUCCCACACAGGAGGUACUGCGGCAGCAGGAGUGGGAGGAGUGGGAGAGGCAGACGAGGGUGAGAGGAGUGGAGGGAGCGAGGAGGAGGAGAGCGAGGAGGAAGAGGAUGAGGAAGGGGGGGAGGAGCAAGGGGAAGAAAGGGGAGGAGAGGGGGGAGCAGAGCCAGGGAAGGGCAAAAGUGGGAAGCAGGUCGGAGGUAAGGCUGUGGAGCAGGCAAGGAGGAGAGAAGAGGCGCAGCUGGUGCGGUGGAGGGAGAGGCAGAUGCGCAUGGGGCGCAUUGUUAUACAGCCAAAGGACUUGCAGGAGGAUCCCAGGCUGCCUCUUGUCAUCCGCGUGCCACCGCUUUCUGCUUUCACUGCUCUUUCCAGUGCUCUCUAUGGUGUUCCCCUUGCUAGCCCCUAUGGUGUUCUUUAUGGUGGUCCCUAUUCUUCUGGAGCUUCAGCAGCAAUGCCACUACCACCAAGACAACCACCCCAACCACCUGCAGCAGCAGCAGUAGCAGCCACAGCGGUGGAGGCAGCAGCAGCUGAAUCAACCCAUGCCCCUCUCCUUGCAAUCACCCGCACCAUCCCAACCUCUCUCCUACCCUGGCAGCCCCACGAAGACGCCACUCUAAUAGCUGCUCUCUCCCACUACGGCACUAGCAGCUGGCCUCUUAUCACUCACAUCCUCUCAACGCUCCCGGACGGGACAGCCAGGCAGAGGGGUGCAGUGAGGGGGUUGUGGGAGUGCAUGCAACGAUUGUUCUCGCUUUUAGAUGCGCUGAGUUGGUGGCAGGGAUUGGGGCCGAGGGGGACGCGUGGAGGGAUGGUGGAGUUGUUGAGGGGAGGGGGGGCGUGGAGGGACGGGGGUGAGUUGGGGGGAGGAGGGGAUGGGGAGGUGUGGAGUGGUGGAGAGGGGUGGAGGAAUGUGGUGCAAGAGGGGAAGGCAAAAGAUGUUUUGGUGCCCAAGUCUCAACUGUCGCAACUCUCGCUCCUCCUCAGCCCACUUCCGGACCACAGCUCUCAGCAACCCUCCCGAGCAACAGCCUUCAUUGCUCGCUUAUACACCCAGCCCACUGCAACCAGUCCUCUUCCCACACUCAUUCCCUCCACAUCCCCACUCACAACAAUGCGAGAGGGAGCCAUAGAACAGGGUGCAGCAGGGGCAGGCGGGAAGGAGCAGACAACAGCAGAUGAAGUGACAGCAGCAGGAGGAGUGCCUUUGCAAUCGUCACAGCCGCAGCCCCUCUCCCCCUCUCCCUCCUCUUCCGCUCGCUCCUCUUCCUCUUCUCUAUUGUUCGUUUCACUCAACCCUGUGGUUUUGGCCAGUGGUGGUGGUGGGAGUUCCUAUGAGUGGCUUGAGUGGGGAGACAGGAAUGAGGCGAAGGGGUGGGAGAAUGAGGGCGGAACGACUGGUGUAGAGCCAGAAGAGAGAAGGAUUUAUGAAGUCGGAUUGGCUGCAGGGGGAGGGGACGAGGUAGGGGAAAGGGGAGGGGGUGGGGGAAGAAAACGGGAAGGGGGAGGGGAAAGGGGAGAGGGACGGGAAGGGGGAGAGGGGGAGGGAGGGGGCGAUCAAGGUGCUCUUACAGUUGGCAGACAGGUGUCUCUUCACGAUAGGCUGCUGCAGAGGCUAGUGCGGUCAGGUGCGGUGGUGAUGGGGAAUGGAGGAGCUGCAGGGAAGGCAGCAGAGGAUGCACGGAGAGUGAUGAAUAGAGUUUGGGAGGAGCAGAAGGAGGAGAAGGAGCGGGAGAGGGAGAGGAGGGAAACGGAAAGGGUAAUGAGGAAGAGGAGGAGAGAGGAGGAGCUGUGGGAGGGGCAGAGAUGGAGGAGAAGAGUAGGUGGGACGGAUGGGGAUGGGGAUGUUGAGAUGGAUGACACAAAUCAUCUGGCUGAGAGUGAGGAGGAGAGUAUGAGUGUUCCUCUCUCCGUCCCAUCUCACGCUCUGGGCGACCUCUGCUCUUGCAGUCGAGCUGCCUUCCGUGCUUCUUCUCCCUUCUCUGAUCACAAGCGCUCCCCUUCUCAUGUGUCCCUCAACCUCCCCCCCCCCUGCCCCCCCGCCUUGCCACCUGCCUGUCAUCCCAUCCCAGCAGGAGCAACCGAGACAGCAGGAACAGCAGCAGGAGCAGCAGCAGGGGCGGGAGGGAGAGGGGGAGGAGGAGGUAGGGGUUCCAAGGGAGCAGGAAGAGGCGUGGGGAGAGGCGGGGGGAAAGCACGGGGUGGGCUGGGAGAGGGAGGGGCUGGGGCUGGGGCUGUAGGGGUCACUGGGGGGGGCGGGGGCGGAGGAAUGGGGCGAGUGGGAGUGGGGAGAGGUGUGGGGCGGUUAGUGGAGGGAGGAAUAGGUGGGGAGGCAGUAGGUGGGGCAGGCAGGGGAGUGGCGCGAGGAGGGGGACGGGGAGGAAGAGGUGAGGGGAGGGGAGUGGGGCGAGGAGUGGGACGAGGAGGACGAGGAGAGGGAAGAGGCCCACCAGGGAGAGGGAGUGUGGGGGGAGGGGACGUGGCAGGUUCUGUAGGGGCGGCUGCUGCUGUAGACAGUGCGAGAGGGAGGACAGGAGGGGCAGAGGGGAUUGUGAGCACAACCCUUGAGAAGAGGAGUGAGGUAGACGUCGGAACGGCCGUUUCUAUGACAACAACAGCAGCCGCUGCUCCUGCUGCAAUGGGUUCUGCGAGUGCUGCUGCUGCUGCUGGUGUUGCUGGUGGGGCUGCUGGUGGGUUUGUUUGCGCAACUGGUAGUGGUCUUGGCAAUACAGCUUUAGGCGGAUCGAUUGGUGGGCCAGGCAGGGGGAGAGCAAGUACUGUAGGAGUAGCAGGAGCAGGCGCAGCAGGAGCAGCAGGAGCAUCAGGUGGGGAAGGGAGGGGUGGGAGAGGACGUGGGGGAAGGGGCGUAGGCAGAGAGGGCAUGGGGAGAGGCAGGGAGGGCGUGGGAAGAGGCAGGGCAGGGGCAGGAAGAGGCAGAGGAGGAGUGGGUGUGGGUGCGAGAGGGGCGGGGGGUAUGGGAGUGGGUCGGGCACCUGUAGCAGACUUGAAUGCUAGUCCGUCUGAUGCUGCUUUGGAUGUGGAGCAGAAUAUGCAGCCACAGAUGCAGCCGCAGCAGCAGCAGCAGCAGCAGCAGAUGCAGCAGCAAAGGAGUGAGCAGCAAGGAGGGGUAGGAGGAGGGCAAGGGAAUCAAGCCCAGCAAGGCGUGCAGCAGAGCCAGCAUGGAGGAGGAGUGAGCAGGCUGUGGUUGGUGGAAUCCGGAGGGAGCGGUGACAAGAACGACAGCAACAGCCCCACCACCACCACCGCUACCACUACCAACGAGAACGUCAGCGGUGGUGGCACCGGUGGCAUUGGCGGUAGCAGCAGCAGCAACCCUCAAGGCGUUCCCAAGGCAGGGAUGGAGCUGGACCUAAAUUGGGCAGCAGCAGAAGAUCCUCCGCAGCUUGCAGGGUUAGGUGCGCGUUUGGGGGCUGUUAUGGCCGCUACAGGAAUCGGUGGGGGGGCACAAGGGGCGGGGGGGGCACAGGGAGGUGGGGAGGCGAGGGGGGUUGGGAGAGCAGAGGGCAGGGGUCCUCCUGGGAUUACGAUGGCGGGAAAUACCGGUAGUGGUGGUGGUGGUGGUGGUGGUGCCAGUGGUGGUGGGAGUGGUGGUGGUAGUGGCAGCGGGGGUGGCAGUGGUACUGCUGUGCCCAGGCUGCUCUCCUUACCAUCAACUCUGUUUCGCAUGGCACCUACUAGUACUACUGGUUCUGGUAUGCCUGAAGGGGUGGGUGGAGGGCGGGGGAGUGGAGGAGGCGGCGGAGGAGGAGGCAGAGGUGGGGGAGGAGGUGGAGGGAGAGGAGGAGGAGCAGCAGGAGGAGGGGUAAUGCAGAGGGCUGCUGGUGUGGGUGGGCAACAAGGGGCAGCGCCUCCAGUGGCCCUUCAGGUGUCCCCAGGGGCACUUCAAAUGCCUCAGGGCAGCAGCAGAAGCAGAGUGGAGGGGGGUAUGGUGGGAUUGGGACAGGUGGCGGGGAGGGAGGGAGAGGGCGAGGUGGGAGGGGAUCGAGGGGAGGGAGAGGAGGGAGAGGGAGAGCGAUGGUUGCCGCAGCAACCAGCACAGCGCCUGGCACAGCAGAGCGGACAGCAAUACCCGGGACAGCAGCACCCCCACGGUGCUCCAGAAUCAUGGCAUGCGGCGCAAGCAGCGCAAGCAGUACAGGCAGCAGCAGGUAUAGGUCGUGGGCGAGGUGAGGGAGGCAGGGAGGCGGCUGGAGGAGAGGGUGCUACUGGUGCUCCUGGUGCUGGGUACACUCCGCACCUCUCGUCAGGUCAGUAUGGAGGGCAGUUGGAAGACAGCAACCAGUACGACAGGUGGCAGCGGUGA